UUGUUCAUGUGGUUCCCCGAGCUGUUCAGUCGGAUUGAGAAGUUCGGAGGGACACCAUGCGACCCCGGACCCAUCAACACAACUAUCAGCAACUCCACCGACGACCAAAGCAACACGACCAUGUGCGAGUCGCCGAGUAACACCAUCUUCUUGGAGGGUUUCCUAACAGCAGCAUCCAACCUUCCUGGAAACUUGUUCACCAUUUUCCUUAUGGACAGACUUGGAAGAAAACUACUACUUUCAUCCAGCAUGUGUAUAUCAGGGCUAGCUGUGUUCUCCAUAUGGUUCGUACAAACCAAGGUACAGAAUGUAGCAAUAUCGUGCGUGUUCGGAGCCGUCUCCACCAUCGGCUGGAACGCACUUGACGUUCUCUCCACAGAGCUCUUUCCAACCAACGUCAGAACUACAGCAUUCGGUGUCCAAAUAGGCAUGGCUCGUAUCGGCGCUAUCCUCGGCAACGUGGUGUUCGGUGAACUUGUAGACAUCCACUGCGCGGUACCAAUGAUCAUGGUGGCCGUGUUGCUGUGUCUGGGUGGCCUGACGUCCAUCAAACUCCCGAACACCACCGACGUUGACAUUCAUUGA
Haliotis rubra (blacklip abalone) is the source of this 585-nucleotide messenger RNA. RefSeq names its product synaptic vesicle glycoprotein 2B-like. The coding region runs from base 7 to 585 and encodes 192 amino acids. The record is from RefSeq and is a predicted model, not a curated record. The transcript is spliced from 3 exons. Gene Ontology annotation, cellular component: membrane. Gene Ontology annotation, molecular function: transmembrane transporter activity. Gene Ontology annotation, biological process: transmembrane transport. NCBI's taxonomy places the organism in Eukaryota, Metazoa, Mollusca, Gastropoda, Lepetellida, Haliotidae.